AUGUCUAUGCCAAGUCUUACUCAUUAUCAAUCUUUAGGAGUUUCCCCUGCGACUUCCUUUGAUGAAAUCAAAAAGGCUUACAAGAAGUUAUCUUUGAAAUAUCAUCCCGACAAAACGCCAUUGCAAGCUCACCACGAAAAGUUUAAAGAAAUAACCACUGCUUACGAAAUCAUCAGGGCCCAUCAUGAAAACAAAGUUUCUAAUAAUUACCAAGAAACAUCUUCUACAGCUUCCUCUACAACAAACUAUCACGCCUCAUCUCAAUAUUAUAGCUAUACAAGUACAAAAAACUAUGCCUCUAGUGGCGAGUCUCAUAGCAGACAUUGGGAACAGGGCUCGUCCACUUCUGGUAGUGCUCGAGGGAACCCUUACACAACAGGCCAGCAUCAACAAUGGUCGCAAUCUCAAUCGCAAUCCUCAUCCACAUAUAGCUAUUACCAUUUUUUCCAAAAGUCACAGGAACAAAAAAGACAAGCAGCCAAAGCUGCUGCUGCACAAGCGGAGCGUUUACAACAGGAAAUGUAUGAACGAGUUCAGGCAGAGGCAAAAUUAAGAAAAAAGGAAUCGCAAAGACAAAAGCAAAAGCAAAAGCAAAAGGAUGAAGGAAUGGCUAAGAAGACUGAUGAGCUGCAGAAAACACAGGGCAAGACCUCGCAAACAAGAAAGGAAUCUUUACUGCGACAAGAUCAAAAUGGUUCAGAGGGCACUAGGUCGAGUAACAAGAAACCAAAUAUGCCAGAUUUAGAACCAGAAACUGACUCUUUGUCAUCGUCUUCCUCAGAACCAGAUCCAGCUCCAGCUCUAGCACGAGAUGUACCUUCAGAAACAAAUCCAGAUAAAGACUGUGAUAAUGGAUAUAAUGCAGCAAAGGAAGCAAGGAGAAGCAAAAUAGAAGCGGCAGAAAUUGCAAAUGAGUUUUUGAGACGAGCGCAUGGUUUGUAUAGUGAAGAUCCGGAAAAUUUACAGCAACAUUCAAACAAGAGAGAUUUUAGUUCUGGAAGUGAGGACAAGUUCAAAAGAAAGCAACAAAAAGUUGAAAAAAACGCAAAACGAGGAAUUCGUCAAGAAACGAAGCAACUGCCGUCGGCUCUGCAUAAAAGUAGAAAAAACUUUGAUCGUUUAGAUGAUCAAAAGUUUCCCAUUCUUGAAACACCAAACCAUUUCGUUGAAGACAAUGAAGCACAAGGGAACAUGGAGCUAGACGCGGAUGUAGAUGCAGACUUACAUGGGGAUGUGGUUGUGGUUGUGGAUGUGGAUGUGGAUGUGAGUCGGGAUAAAGAAAAUAUCGUGCCAUUGAAUUCUCACUUUGAAUCAGGGUAUAAAUUAAAUGAAACUGGUAAAAUCAACAAGUUGAGUCAGGGUGACGAUAUUCCGGAAACAACUCGAAUCGACUUGACUAAUUUAUCGGAUGAUUCGCAUGAUGAGUAUGUCCCGUUCAAUGUUAAAACUCGACAACCACCACCUAGGGCUAGUGCGGUUUCGACAUCACGAAAGCCCAUAGACCAGAGCAAGACUUCGUCUAAGCUCCAGCCGCCUAAACUGAUUCUGCCUCUGCCUCUGCCUCUGCCGCUGCUACUGCCACUGCAGCUGCUGCAACUGUAUCGUCAAACCCAACCUAAUCAACAUCCUCAAAUCUCUCCCUUGUCGAAACCUGCCAAGUCACCCUCUAUGCUGGCACACAAGCGGCAAAAAUUCACUGUUUCCGAUACUCCCUCUGCUUUUGAUAUGGAAAAUCUUGGUGAAAACUUAGGCCGAGAAUUUGAAGAUGUGGAUAUACACGAAUUGCGCGAAUCCUUGCCAAUUGAGCGGGACCAUGAUAAAGGUGAAGGACACAACAAUAAUAACAAUAAUAACAAUAACAAUUACAUGAACGACGACGACGAUCACGAUCACGAUAAUAUUAACGACAUUGGCCGUCGAAAAGUACACAAUAAAGUGAACGCUCAUAGAAAAUUACAACCACUGGAGAUAGAAUUUGUUUAUAGCAAUGGAAGAUCUCAGCCAGAAACAUUGUCAACCCCAAUAAACAAAACCACUGUUCGUGGUCACACUCCUGUUUCCCCAGGGACUAAGAGGCAAAAAUUGAACGAGCUAGACUUACAUGCAUCGCCUGAGGUCCAAAAUUUGAUGGCUCCAAAACCGCCAAUGGCCAACUUCGAUCCUACUACAAUAACCAAAAGCAAAUGGCAGCGAUACGUAGCCUCGAUGCUUGAUUAUCAAAGAUCUUUUUUGGCAUAUAAGCAAUUGAUUGUUCAGUACCAAUACGAAAGGACGGGAAAAGAUGCACAGUUUUUUGAACUUAUCAAUGACAUUUCCUCUGGUUUAACUAAUUUGAAUACUUAUAACAUGUGCAUAAGACAAGAUUUGGAAGUUAUGCAACAAUAUGAGACUGCUUUACGAGUGUUUCUGCAAACCAUGAACCUCUACGCUCAGAACUGUCAUUGGAUUGGAAUAUACAAAAAGAAUGAUCUCAACUGGACUUGA
This is a messenger RNA of Lodderomyces elongisporus, 2484 nucleotides long. RefSeq lists its product as uncharacterized. NCBI's taxonomy places the organism in Eukaryota, Fungi, Ascomycota, Pichiomycetes, Serinales, Debaryomycetaceae. The coding region runs from base 1 to 2484 and encodes 827 amino acids. The record is from RefSeq and is a predicted model, not a curated record. The transcript has a single exon.